AUGAACCCAACGGAAUCAAAAUUAUUUAGUUCAAGAGAAAAAGCAGCUGAAGACCAAUACAUUCGUCAAAAGGAAGCGGAACAAUUAAAAGCAUUAAAGGCUUCUAUGGACGCUGCGGCCAAGAAAGACAAUAAACCUGAGAACAAAUAA
Molecule: messenger RNA, 150 nt
Organism: Gilbertella persicaria
Lineage: Eukaryota; Fungi; Mucoromycota; Mucoromycetes; Mucorales; Choanephoraceae
Exons: 2
Coding region: 1-150 (49 amino acids)
Biological process (GO): negative regulation of ATP-dependent activity
Cellular component (GO): mitochondrion
Molecular function (GO): ATPase inhibitor activity
Source: RefSeq, a predicted model, not a curated record